GUGUGUGCAUGUGUGCUCCUGUCCAGGGCGGAGUUUACCUGUAGUGAAUUCAAUACACAGGACACGAUUAAAAAAACACAUAAAGUCUCUGAAGACAGUUUCACCUGCGUUAGAUGAAAGCUGAUAUGAUGCAUUUUGGCAGCCUUCAUCAGUGUGUCCUCUUCUUCCUCAUCCUCACAGUCAUCACUGCUCCUACUCUGGCUUUCACUUCUGUAAUGGUGAAGCUGAAUCAGUCUGCUGAUCUUCCCUGUAAGCAGAACUGCUCUGGUUCUCUCCGAUGGACUGUGAUUGAUAAACCACGUCUUAUUGUGGCUGAGUGUAAUCAGACAUCAUGCUGGUCAAAGGAGGGGUUUAACAUGUCUCAUGAUCAGUACCUGAAGGGAGAUUUGUCUCUCACCAUCAAUGCAGCUGAUUACAGUAACAGAGGUUUGUACACGUGUGAAUGUGCUGGUGAAGAGGUCAAUACUGUACAGCUCAGCAUUGAGACAAGGAUGCUGUUAGCUAAUUUAAAGUCUGGAGAAGAUUUGAUCCUACACUUACACAAAUCAAACUACAUGGAGUUGAUUUAUAAAAGCAAAGAUUCACCUGAUCUGUACGGUGAACAGAUCUGCAAUGUGACUGAAGACUCACUUCAGUGUAAUGAUGAAUAUAAACACAGAGCACUACUGAAAGACUCAAUUAUAAUACUGAAGAAUCUAAAACCAUCAGAUAGUGGAGUUUACACCAUCCAGGACACACUGUAUAAAUGCAUCAAUCUUAUUUACACUCUCUCUGUGAAAGAUCCUGCAAGUUCCCCAAUAAAUGUGAAGCGUCAUGGGUCUGUUACACUCAAAUGCACACGGAAUUGUACUGGUUUGGUUGAAUGGACCAAAAAUAAAAAACAUGUGGUGGCUUGGUGUAAUCAGACAUCAUGCAACCCAGAGAAGGGAUAUAAUAUAUCACAUGAUCAGUACCUGAAGGGAGAUCUGUCCCUCACCAUCACUGAUGCUUAUUACAGUAUGAGGGGUUAUUACUGCUGCAAGUGUAAUGAGAAGUGCAUCAGUGAAUUUGAUGUCUCCAUUCAGACUGAGAACUCAUCAUUUCAGCUAAAGCCUGGUGAAGAUCUGCUCAUGGAUUUGCCCAGAAGAGAGUCAGUGGACGUGAUUUACAGAAGCACCAGAAGUUUUGCUGAUGAUGCAGAUGGUAAAAACAUCUGUACAUUGGAAGACGGUUCUCUGGAGUGUAUUGAUGCAUACACACACAGGAUAUCUCCAGUUCUCAAACUGGAACAUGUGAAACUGACUGACAGUGGAGUUUACACCAUCCAGAGCAGGAACAGUCAGGAAGCCUUUCUCAUCUACAACGUGUCUGUGGAAGAUGACCAGCCAAGACCAGAUGAGAAGAUUUCACAUUUGGUGUUAGGGGUGGUAAUUGGGCUGGCACCUGCCAUUGUCAUUGUAGUUUUAACUGCAUGCAUUUACAGGAAGCGCAGAGGGAACGAAGGUGUGAGGAAUGAAGAAAUUCAGAGUUCAUUAUCAUGCUGUUCAGUAAAUUAUUCUACAAAUAACAAUGACCCUCUCACCAGCAGUCAGCUGAUCAAUCCAGAAAUUUAAUAGAAAGCAUGAUGUGUUGAUUAUAAAUUAAUUUCUUUAUUUUUAUCUCUCUAUCAUUAUCAGUCUCACUGUAACCAACAAAUACAUUUCUUCCUGUACCUGUUAAACCCUGUUAACCAGAAAUGAUCUUGACAACAGAUUUUAUAAGUUUCCUCAACCAGUGCUUUUACUAGAAUGAGUUUAAAACAAACUCGUACCUAUCUAGCAGUUCCACUGAAUAUGAUAAAUUAGGUCUUGCUUCUUGAUGAACAGGACACAUUCUAACCUCUGGCAGCCUUGGGAUUGGAAUUGGCACAGUGAGCCUGUCUCUGAUGCAGUAAAUAAUUAAUAAGUAUGAUCUUUCUGUGAUAAAUGAAACUUUGAAUAAACUGUUCUGACCUUUUGUGAAUGUGAGUAGAAGUUGUUUGUGACUAUAGAGUUUGUGCAAAAUAUUAGAGUCAGAAUGAGCUGGUUCAGGGCUCAGAAUCAGCUUAGGCAGACCUUGGUAAGGUUCUCCUGAUCAGGAAAUGAUCUGGCAUGAUGUAGUUAAUGAUUGAUGAUGUUUUCUUUUCUUUAGUUUCUGUGUUUGAAUCAUUUUUAUAAAAUCUCAAUGUAAUGAAUUAUUAAAGCCUUUCCUCGCUCAUGUUCCACGAGGAGCAUUGGGUCCUGUUGUGCAGCAAUACAAUAAAUUGUGAACCUUUGUAAAGCUCUUA
Messenger RNA from Tachysurus vachellii, 2284 nucleotides. RefSeq lists its product as uncharacterized. NCBI's taxonomy places the organism in Eukaryota, Metazoa, Chordata, Actinopteri, Siluriformes, Bagridae. The coding region runs from base 114 to 1592 and encodes 492 amino acids. The transcript has 7 exons. The record is from RefSeq and is a predicted model, not a curated record.